Messenger RNA from Beauveria bassiana ARSEF 2860, 1017 nucleotides. Its product is annotated as ribonuclease H. The transcript is spliced from 2 exons. The record is from RefSeq and is a predicted model, not a curated record. NCBI's taxonomy places the organism in Eukaryota, Fungi, Ascomycota, Sordariomycetes, Hypocreales, Cordycipitaceae. The coding region runs from base 1 to 1017 and encodes 338 amino acids. Gene Ontology annotation, biological process: DNA replication, removal of RNA primer. Gene Ontology annotation, molecular function: RNA-DNA hybrid ribonuclease activity; nucleic acid binding; magnesium ion binding.
AUGAUGAACAGAAAGCGCGCAGCGCCCUCGUCAGCCGUGACGGCUUCGUCCACGGCCUCACCGAGUGCCUCCAAGAAGAGGAAAACGGACAAUGUACAAAAGUUUUACGCCGUGCAGGUCGGCUUCCGGCCGGGCGUCUACACAACCUAUGCCGAGUGCGCGCAACAGACGGCAGGAUUUAAAGGAGCACUGUUUCGAUCAUUCAUUUCAAGGUCAGAUGCUGAAGCAUUUGCGGCUGGUCAAAAGGUCGCAACCACGUCAGAAGGACCAGCCAAGUACUACGCUGUAGCGGUGGGAAACCCAACAGGCAUCUUCAACGAGUGGGAUGAUGCGGCGGAAGCCAUCAAGGGUGUCAAGGGACCAAAGUACAAGCGGUUCAGCAGCCGCGCCGAAGCAGUCGACUAUAUUCGAGAGUAUGGGAGCAUGGAAGCUGUCAUGGCGCUUGGCGAGCGGCUUACGGGCGCAACAACCGGCGGCACGAAGAUUGACAUGCCGACGCAAGUAAAGAAGCCGACUAAGACGACGAGGGUACCGCCGCCGCUAGCCUUGCCCCAAGCACCGGCGGGUCUUAUCCGUGUGUACACGGACGGCAGCAGCCUGGCCAAUGGCAAAGCCGGGGCGCGUGCGGGCGUGGGCGUCUUUUUCGGGCCGGGAGACGAGCGCAACCUCUCGGAGCGGCUCGAGGGCGAGCCGCAGACGAACCAGCGGGCGGAGCUGAUGGCGAUGCUGCGGGCGCUGCAGACGUGCCCGGCGGGGGCGACGGUGCAGAUUGUCAGCGACAGCCAGUACUCGAUCAACUGCGUGACGCAGUGGGCGGCGAGCUGGAAGCGCAAAGGGUGGGUGACGGCGCAGGGCGAACCGGUCAAGAAUCAGGACAUUAUCCGGGCGGUACUGGCGCGCAUGGAGGAGCGCGGCAAGGCGGGCGGCGCGACGCAGUUCGAGUGGGUCAAGGGGCACGCGUCCGACAGAGGAAACCAGGCGGCAGAUGCCCUGGCCGUGCGAGGCGCAAAGAUGUAG